Molecule: messenger RNA, 4569 nt
Organism: Leucoraja erinaceus (little skate)
Lineage: Eukaryota; Metazoa; Chordata; Chondrichthyes; Rajiformes; Rajidae
Gene: fnbp1l
Product: formin binding protein 1-like
Exons: 15
Coding region: 117-1784 (555 amino acids)
Biological process (GO): signal transduction
Molecular function (GO): protein binding
Source: RefSeq, a predicted model, not a curated record
GGCGACGGACUGAGUUGACUGACGGGAGUGAGUCUCCCAGCGCACACGUCCUGAGGCGGGGAAAGCAGCCGGGAGGGGGCUUUGCUUCUCGCUGACGGUAACGAGCAGCCGGAGCCAUGCACUGGGGCGCGGAACUUUGGGAUCAAUUUGACAAUAUAGAGAAACACACACAAUGGGGAAUUGAUUUCUUUGAAAAAUAUACAAAGUUUGUUAAAGAGCGACUUGACAUAGAGCAAAGCUAUGCAAAACAAUUAAGGAACCUUGUUAAGAAGUAUGGACCAAAACGUUCCAGCAAAGAUGAAGAACCCAGGUUUUCCUAUUGCCAUUCGUUCUUCCAAGUCCUCAAUGAACUCAAUGACUAUGCAGGCCAGCGUGAAGUUGUUGCUGAAGAAAUAGGGCACAGAGUCUAUGGAGAGCUUGUUAGAUAUACUCAUGAUCUGAAAAUGGAAAGGAAAACACAUCUUCAAGAAGGACGUAAAGCCCAGCAGUAUUUGGAUAUGUGCUGGAAACAGAUGGAUAAUAGUAAAAAGAAGUUUGAGAGAGAAUGCAAAGAGACUGAAAAGGCACAAAUAGGUUACGAAAAACUAGACUCUGACCACAACGCAACAAAAGCAGAUGUCGAGAAGGCAAAACAACAAUUAAACCUACGAACCCACAUGGCUGACGACAGUAAAAAUGAAUAUGCUGCUCAACUGCAAACCUUUAACAGUGAGCAACAGAAACAUUUCCAAUUCAUUAUGCCGCAAAUAUUUAAGAAUCUACAAGACAUGGAUGAGCGAAGGAUUGUAAAGCUGAGCGAGUGUUAUAGAGGAUUUGCAGAAGCAGAGCGCAGAGUUGUUCCGAUUAUUAAUAAAUGUUUGGAAGGAAUGAUCAGCGCUGCAAAGUCUGUGGAUGAUCGGAAAGACUCCUUGAUAGUAGUGGAAUCCUUUAAGUCGGGUUUUGAACCACCUGGAGACUUUCCGUUUGAAGACUUUAGUCAGAAUAUUUAUAGGACAGUAUCAGAUGGCAGUCUGAGUGCAAAUAAACAAGAGAUGAGGGGAGACCAAAAAUAUACAACAGGAAAAAGCAAAGGAAAACUAUGGCUUUUUGGCAAGAAAAACAAGGGCACUACAUCAGAAGACUUUAGUCACCUGCCACCAGAACAGAGGCGCAAGAAGCUUCAGCAAAGGAUUGACGAGCUUAACAAGGAACAUCAGAAGGAAAUUGACCAAAGAGAUGCCUUAAACAAAAUGAAAGAUGUUUACGAACGAAAUCCCCAGAUGGGUGAUUCUGGUAGUUUGCACCCAAAGAUAUCAGAGACCAUGAGCAACAUUGACAGACUACGUUACGAGAUUCAAAAGAACGAGGCAUGGAUUGCUGAGGUUGAAAAAACGUGUGGAAGAGGAGAUAGACGAUUAAGUGGUGGUGCUGCGUUUGAACGUCCCAUUGAAACUAACCAUCAUGGAACACCUGGGCGAGAGAGCCCUGAUGGGAGCUAUACCGAUGAUCCAAGCCAAGAGCAGAAAGCACACCACAGAUAUCCUGAACCACGCCGUUCUGUUGAAUUUGAUGAUGAAUUUGAAGAUGACGAGCCUUUACCUGCUAUUGGCCACUGCAAAUCUUUGUACCCAUUUGAUGGUCAAAAUGAAGGGACAUUAUCAAUGAACGAAGGAGAGGUAUUGUAUGUCAUUGAAGAAGAUAAAGGUGAUGGCUGGACAAGGGCACGGAAGCAGAAUGGACAAGAAGGCUAUGUGCCAACAUCAUAUGUAGAUAUUACUCUAGAGAGAAACAGUAAAGGUUCCUGAAUUGGUCUUUGGGUUCUUGAAACUUUGGGCGAGGCAUUGAAGGAGGUUGCAUGCAGCUGUUUUCUGGGGUGGGGGAAAAGCGCAAUUGCUAAGAGAUUGAGGCUGGUAGAUGAGGAGGGAGGAGGAAACUGCAUGUAUAUAAUGGUUGAUUUUGCCACUAACACAAUUAACACCAUUCUAAGUAAGUUCAUAUGGUACCCCAGUGAAUCGACAGUACAGUAUUUCACGCCGUUAUCAAUGCCAAAGGUUAAUCUACCCCGGUGAAGUAGUUGCAGAUUGGCUUCACUAUCAGAUGGUAUUUAAAAAACAUAGUCUGCCUGUGCCAUCCUACAUGCUCGCCCUAACGUGCUGUUGCAUGCUUUUGUAAAUCACACUAAAUAUUGACUUUAGAGAUGUCUAGACUGUACAGUGGUUGGCCUGUUUUGUUGAUGUGCAAUCCCUAUUUAUCAUAAUCCCUUCUAAACAGUUUAUCACAUUUGUAGUUCCAUCCCAUUUUUCAUUUGUGCUGCUCUCACUACUGCAUGGAAAUAGUGGCGUGUUGAUUGCCAGUGUUGAAGAGCUCUGACAAAACAGUAGCAGCAACUUUUCAUUGUUAGUGUACAGUUUAUGGAUUCUCCUCCCUCCUUGCUGUGGCCUGCAUUUUUUUUUUUUGGUUCGCAAAUUGGAUUAAUCAUUGAUGACGAAGGAUCAAUGGAAACGCAACUGAAAAACAGCACGUGGCUUCGGGGGGAAAACAAAGUGGCCCACUGUGAAGAGAGACAAUUGGGCAGAAACCGUGUGAGAUGUACGUCACGAACUCCUUGAAGACAAACUAGCCACUUAUUUUACCACUAUCUCUCAGUACAGCUGCUGCCUUAAAUCAACUAUUUUACAGAAGAGUGCCUAAAUCUGCUGACUGCCAUUGUUUCCAAUAGUAUCACAAAAGGCUUACAUUUGUUGCAAGCUUAAUUGACAUCAAGUUUGAUUGACUUGUACAUGCUCUCAGUACUCAAGCUACUGAUGUAGUCAUUCCUAAUAUACAAAUGUAUUAUAAUAAGGUACCAGAGGAAGCGUGCAACUAAUCUUUCAGUCAAUAUUUAUAUUGUUUUUACUAAAGAUUUGUAUCGGUUUACUAAAUUGAUUUGAAAUGAAUAUGUUUUUAAUUAUAGAUUGUAAUAUUUUUUAUUCUGGUCAACUCUUAGGAAUAACUUUUUAGUUUAUGCAAAGCUCUGGUGUACUCAGAACGAACGGCGCAGAUGUUGUCAUCUGGAAUGGCCACAAGUCAACGUGUGGAUUUAUUGACUCUCGUGGAUAAUCUAACCCAUACGCACUUUGAUCUAGUUGAGUUACAACAUAUGUGUAGAUAUUAUAUUCUCCAGGAUACUCCAGACUGCUUGAAAAGCAAACUUUGUUCUUCUGCUGAAGUCCAUUGUCAACCUGUGAUCUGAACUGUAAUAAAUGUAUAAUCUCUGUUCAGUUCAAAUCCAACAACCAAGAUGUAUUCCUCAAAUUUGAUUUUUCAAUUUGGGGCUACUUGAAAUAAGUUUCUUGAAAUGAAUGGGGUGGGGGUGGGUGAAACAUUUUCUCAGCAAUACCUUUUAAAUGAAAUAAAGGAUUCUGUGGUUUGGAGUCCAGUUUAAUUUAUGCUGGGAAGAAGCCCAUUGUUAUUCAGAAAAGGUGAAUGUUAUGUACAUUUAAGCAGUUGUGAAGACUGUGGACAUAUGAUUUAGUGCUGCGUUAGCUACUAAGUUUGUAUUGAAAUUACAAAUGUGAAACUAUCUUCUGAAUAGAAAAGUGUAUAAUUUGCUGGAAAUCGAUUUAGCUUUAAACUUCUAUCAAACAAUAUUUUACAUUGUUUCUGGACCAAAUUGCACAUGUCAACCACACAAAACAUUAUCUGAAUAUUACCUGACAGCCACAAUGGUUAACAAGACCAUUUUGUUUUAGCCAAUUAAUAUGAGCAGCCUUUUCAUUGUAUUAAAAACAGGAAGACAUUGUGCAGCAGAAAAUUAGUCUUCCUAUUGAAUUGAAUUCCUGGAAAAUAACUAUGAAUUUAAUGGCAGAUUGUAGACAAAAAAAAAUCAGCUGUGAUGACCUUAAAACAGCAAGGAAAGCUUCGUUUAAAUGAAUUUCAACAGCUCUAUUUAAAAAAACAAAAAACCAUAAAGUCUACACGUUUCCUUGUGUUAAGUAUGUAUAUUUUUUAAAGGUUCGUCAGAUUGGUAGAUGAAUUCUCUGCAACUUGGUGGCACAUAAUUUUUUUUAAUUGUACAUUAAACCACUGAAAAUAUUGGCAAUGGUACUCAAUCUCCCAAGUAGGCACUGUAUAAUCUGAGUUGUCUUAAUUUAUAUCACAAAUUGACUGUGAAAGUGCUAGAAUGUACUAGAAAAUAUAUACUCUUCCAUAGCUGUAAAUCUGCGGUUUAGGUGACUGGAACAAAUUGUUAGCCAGUUUGUAAUGUUGUAAUGCUACUGCUUCGUAUGUCAUUUUAGAUGCUGCUUUCUUGUGAGUAAAAUUACAAAUAUGAGUAAAGAGGCGAACAAUUGAAGGAGGGUUUUCUUCUUGCACAUUAUCUUAUAUAUAAAAGAAAGUUCAAGUUGUAUACAGUGUGAGGAUCUGGUUUAAAUUGUCACUGAUCAGUCGUCAGGCAAAGUAGAAUGUAGAGUGAAAAGCAGUCAAGGUUUUGAAUUAAUGACCUUUAUGCACAUGUUAAUUUUUGAUUGUCUUUUUUAAGAAAAAUUGUUAAGAUGCUGUUUAAAAUACCUUUUUUGUUGAGAACUGUUAAAUAAAUUAAUGUAUUCCAAA